AAAAGGACAAGUGGUAUAGUCAUGUUAAACUGUUAAUCAUGUUAAUUAAUUUGAUGAUAGUUGAUGGUGGUUGGUCCUCAUGGGGGUCAUGGGGGAGGUGCAGUGUAACUUGUGGUGGUGGAUCGCAGAGACGAUAUCGCAGCUGUACCAAUCCACCGCGAGAGUGGCCUGGAGAGGAUUGCCAAGGACUUAGGCGCAUGAACCAACCUUGCAACACAAAUCCUUGUCCAGUCAAUGGUAGUUGGAAUGAGUGGAGUGCUUGGAGUAUCUGCUCUAAAACAGUCAGUGGCAUACAGAUAAGGUUUAGAGAAUGUUCUAAUCCAGAACCAGCAUAUGGCGGGGAAAACUGUGAUGGGAGCAGAGCAGUUGUGAGACAAUGUAACAACACGUCCAGCUGCCGUGAAGAAUUUCCACUGCGCUUUACAACGGAGGGGAACCCAUCAGUUGGCACAAUGGAAAUCUACACAAACAGCAGCUGGCAAAAGCUUUGCAUCAGUAACUGGAAUAAAGCUGAAGAAGAUUUGAUGUGCAUGGCAAUGGGAUACUCUAACAGCAGUUACUAUGGAAGAUGGUAUGAAGACAGUGACAAUGAAUCAGAGACAUCUAUUAACUACAACUGCACCACCAUUCUGACAAAAUGUGGAGAACACUUCUCAAACAAAUUGCAAUUGUGCAAAGUUCCUGUUCGCUUGAAUGGUGCAAAUGUAGAGUAUGGUGGAAGAGUGGAAGUAUUUUACAAAGGGAAAUGGGGGAAAAUAUGUGCCAAUGGAUGGGAUUUCAAUGAUGUCAAAGUUAUUUGUCGUCAACUUGGCUUUGAAGAGGCUCUUGCUGAAUUCAUUGGCUCAGACGUAGAGGGUGAGAACAUUACUACUGUAAUGUUUGAUGUUUCUUGCACUGGAAAUGAGGUAGAACUUGCAUCUUGCACUCGCUCUGAUGGAAAGUUACAUGUGCCAGGUCAAUGUCAAGGAGAUGGCAAAGGUUCUCAAGCACUGUGUCAACCAAAGAACAAACAAGUAAUGGGGAAAAAGGAACUUUUCUUUGAUAUUGGUAGCAAUGAAAAUCUUCACUGCUCAAUACUUAACAAAACCAGUUUUGCAAUGUGGAUUAUUAAUGGUAAAAAGAUGCAAAAUCGAACUUCUCCUUCUGAGAGGGUCAAGACCAAAAAAGAUGGUGAGCUGGUCAUAGAAAAUGUGCAAUUGUCUGAUGGAGGAACAUAUGAAUGCCACAGAUUGGAAUAUGUUCAGUAUUACACAGUUUACAUUAAUGCAAGAUUCACUGAAAACACUCAAGGUGAGCAGAGCCUUAUUACAGACAUGUUUGGAAUUAUAAACUGUAGUGCUGAAGGGAAACCACCUCCACUGAUAAUUUGGAGCAAACAAGGAAGAAAUUUAUUGCUAUAUGGGGGAAGAUUUUCUCAAAUUCCCAGUGGCAGUCUACGCAUUGAUCCUGUUCAACCUGAAGACAAUGGAACAUACAUUUGUACCAUGAAACAGAACAAAGGACCAAAUAGGGUCACAAGCACACAUAAGAACAUACUUGUGUCUGUUAUAGUUCGACCAGAGGUGAGUGUUUCAGGAGCAAGCAAUCUCAUCAGAGAAGGAGACAAUGUGACUUUGACUUGUAAAAUCAUUCAAGGUCAGCCUCAGCCACAGAUAACCUGGCUCAAGAAUAACACAUUGAAAGGAAACACCAAGUUUCUCUCCCUCAAUAAUAUAAAAAAGGAAGAUGCGGGACUGUACAGCUGUGAAGUAAAAAAUAGUGGAGGCAGUUCCACUGGAAAUAUUUAUAUUACAGUUAAAGUUCCACCACAUUUAAGUCCUGACCUCAAGAAUCAUUCAGUUCCACUGAACUCCACAUUUACAUCAACUUGUUAUGUAAGGGGUGAUCCUCCAGUAUCUGUCAAUUGGACCAAGAAUGGAGAAGCUCUUGGUAACAACAACACAUUAGUCAUUAAGUGGGUGACUUUUGAUGAUGAAGGUAUCUAUAAAUGUGCUGCUGAAAAUGUGGCUGGAAAAAAUGACACCACCUUCUGGAUUGAUGUAACUGUGUCUCCUCAGAUUCUAUUGUCUCCAGUAAAGCAAUCUGUUAUCGAUGGAGACCCUGUCAACUUUACUUGCCAUGCCUCAGGUGUUCCAACACCAAAAGUGACCUGGACAUUUGCUGGUGGUAAACUUCCAUUUGGUAUUAGUCAAACCAAUUUUGAGGGAGACUCAUUCGUGGAAUCAUUUCUGGAAAUGCCAAACACAGCAAAGGAAAUGGAAGGACUAUAUGAGUGCACGGCAGAAAACAAAGCAGAUAAAAUAAGUUCUUCAGUAACACUUCAAGUUUUUGAAAAACCCACCUCUCAAAUAAGGCCAAAUCCACAUCCAAUACUCACUCCAGGUGAAGAGCUCACAUUGAAUUGCAUUGUUAAUAAGGCAACAGUAAAUAUCACUUGGAAAAAAGAUGGAGACCCAAUAAAAGGAAGGGCAGUAAUUGAUACCACAUUGUAUGAGACAACAAGUUCACUGCCUAUUUCAUUGGUUGUGGAGGAGGACAGUGGUGAAUAUUCCUGUGAAGCUCGCAACAAACCAGGCAUUUUGGCCCACUCCACUGUGACGAUAAUUGUCAAACUUCCACCACAGUUAAAUUCUGGACUCAAGAAUCGUUCAGUUACCUUGAACUCCACAUUUACAACACCUUGUUUUGUAAAGGGCAGUCCCCCAGUAUCUGUUAACUGGACCAGAAAUGGAGAAGUUCUUGGCAACAACAACACGUUAUUUAUUAACCACGUGACUUUUGAUGAUGAAGGUUUCUAUGAAUGUGUUGCUGAAAAUCUGGCUGGAAAAGCUAACUUGUACUUCUGGAUUGAUGUUACUGUGUCUCCUCGGAUUUUAUUGUCCCCGGUAAACCAAUCUGUUAUUGUUGGAGACCCUGUCAACUUUACUUGCCAUGCUUCAGGUGUUCCAACACCAAAAGUAAUGUGGACAUUUAAUAGCGAUAAACUCGAAUCGGGUAUUAAUCAAAGCAAUUUUGAGCGAGACGUAUUCGUGGAAUCAUUCCUAGAAAUGCUGCAAACAACAAAAGAAAUGGAAGGAACAUACAAGUGUACAGCAGAAAACAAAGCUAAUACAGCAAGUUCUUCCGCAACACUUCAAGUUUUUGAAAAACCAACUGUGGAAUUGAGUCCAAAACCAUAUCCAACCCUCACUUCAGGUGAUGAGCUGAGGUUAACUUGCAUUGUCAACAAAGCAACAGUAAAUAUCACUUGGAAAAAAGAUGGAGACGAAAUGAAGAAGAGAGAGGACAUCUUUACACAAUUUGAAGAGAAAAAAGGUUACCUGCAUAUUGCAAAGGUUGUGGAGGAGGACAGUGGUAUAUAUUCCUGUGAAGCUCGUAACAGACUAGGAAAUGUGGCCCGCUCCAAUGUAACAAUAAAUGUCAACUCUGCGAGGAGUCCAUCCCUGGUGUGGUAUUAUAUUGUUGGAUCAAUGGCUGCUGUCAUUGUUAUUUUGCUCGUAUGCUGGUAUUUUUGGAAGCGCCGAAGGACAG
This is a messenger RNA of Stylophora pistillata, 3531 nucleotides long. Its product is annotated as inactive tyrosine-protein kinase 7. Gene Ontology annotation, molecular function: ATP binding; protein tyrosine kinase activity; cell-cell adhesion mediator activity. Gene Ontology annotation, biological process: homophilic cell-cell adhesion; axon guidance; protein phosphorylation. The record is from RefSeq and is a predicted model, not a curated record. Lineage: Eukaryota; Metazoa; Cnidaria; Anthozoa; Scleractinia; Pocilloporidae. Gene Ontology annotation, cellular component: plasma membrane; axon.